AUGAAAGUUAAACAGUAAGUGCUCUGCAUGAUGUCAUCGUGCUGAAAUGAAAGCUACACAGGCUGUCUGAUAAGAAUCCCUUACUUGUCAGCAGAACACUGUCUCCAGUUUGAAGAUUUUUCAAUCUAUCCCUCACAAUCAGAACAGUCAUGGCUUCCUUCAGAAGUGUCCUGCGUGAAGAUCAGCUUCAGUGCUCAAUCUGUCUGGAUGUGUUCACUGAUCCAGUCUCUACUCCAUGUGGACACAACUUCUGCAUGAUCUGUCUCAACGAGUGCUGGGACAGCAGUUUACACUGCCGGUGUCCAAUGUGUAAAGAAGAAUUUCCUACACGUCCUACACUACGUGUGAAUACAUUCAUAGCUGGACUGGCUGCUCCAUUUAAGAAGUCAGUUCAGGAGAAAUCCAGCAAUGCUGCAAACCAGCUUUGCUCCAAGACUAAGAAUGUUUUUUUUGACACCUACACUCAUUGUAAACCACAUAAAACUACAACUAAACUUGUGAGGCAAAAACUGAUGGAGCCCGUGGAGAACCUGGAGAACUACAUCUGCCAGAAACACGAGGGACCACUGGAGCUGUUCUGUAGAGACGACCAGACUUAUGUAUGUCAGGUCUGUACUAAAGGAGACCACAAAACUCACAAUGCUGUUUCUAUAAAGGAGGAGAUUUUAGAUACUAAGGCUGAGUUGGGGAUGAUAAAUGCAGUAGUUCAGCAGAUGAUCCAGGAACGAGUGAGAAAGAUUGAGGAAAUCAGACAAUCCACGGAACUUUAUAAGAAAACCACAGAGAUGGAAAAAUUGGACAGCAUGGAGAUUUUUAGUGCUCUGAUGCACUGUCUUGAAAGAAGCCAGGUUGAGCUGCCUAAAAAAAUGGAGGAGAAGCAGAAAGCAGCAGAGAGGCAGGCUGAAGGGUUCUUUAAAGAUCUGGAGCAGGAAAUCACUGAGCUAAAGAUGAGAAACACUGAGCUGGAGCAGCUCUCACACACUGAGGAUCACCUCCACCUCCUACAGAUUUACCCGUCACUGUGCAGCCCUCCACACACCAAGGACUGGACUGAUGUCACAAUUACCCCUCAUCUGAGUGUGGAGGCUCUGAGGAGGGAAAUAAUACAAGAUGUACUUAAUAAUGGAAUUAAUAAGUUUGUAUUUUUAGAGCUGAAGAAAAUUCAGGAACAUGCAGUGGAUGUGACUCUGGAUCCUGACACUGCACAUCCUCAUCUUGCCCUGACUAAUGAUGGCAAAGAGGUCACAUGUGAAAAUUCAAAAAAGAAUCUCCCUGAUAACCCUGAGAGGUUUGAUCGUUGUGUCUCUGUGCUGGGGAAGGAGGGAUUCUCCUCAGGUCGAUUUUACUAUGAGGUCUAUGCCAACGAGAAGACUGAGUGGAAUAUAGGCGUGGUCAGAGAGUCUGUAAAUAGGAAGGGACAAAUUACGGCCUGCCCUGAAAAUGGAUUUUGGUGUGUGUCUCUGGAUAAUCAGGCUGGAUGUGUAGCUCUGGAUUCUCCUGCCAUCCCUCUCUCCUUAAAACAGGCUGCUCAGAAGGUGGGGGUGUUUGUGGAUUACGAGGAGGGUCUGAUCUCCUUCUAUGAUGUUGAUGCAAAGUCUCAUAUCUACUCUUUCACUGGUCAGACGUUUACUGGGAAACUCUACCCAUUCUUCAGUCCUGGCCUGGCUAAAAACUCAGCACCACUGAUAAUCUAUCCAUGGGCUAGUCAUUUUAUGCAAACAAAGUUUUAAAAAUAAAGUUUCCAAAAUGCAUAGAAAUGUGAUUAUUAUAGUUUCUUAUGUAUCCUUCCAGAACUACUACUAGUAGUAGUCAUAUUCUUCUUGUUGUCUAUAACUUUAGUUUUCUAAAUUUUCUUCUCAUGUUCCACUGCUGUGCAUGAUCCUGCAUAAAUGUUCUACCUAAAGAAUUUCACUUCCCUAGUGCCAUGUUUCAGUUGAUAAUUUUAUGU
This is a messenger RNA of Clarias gariepinus (North African catfish), 1948 nucleotides long. Its product is annotated as E3 ubiquitin-protein ligase TRIM39-like. Lineage: Eukaryota; Metazoa; Chordata; Actinopteri; Siluriformes; Clariidae. The record is from RefSeq and is a predicted model, not a curated record. The transcript has 7 exons. Gene Ontology annotation, molecular function: zinc ion binding; protein binding. The coding region runs from base 150 to 1730 and encodes 526 amino acids.